AUGGCCCUAUCAAAUCAGGGAAGUUAUGCAUUCAAGUUGUCUGAUAUAGUAGAAGAACCUGAACGAAUGCUGCCACCAAUUCAGGGCUAUGAGAAGAUGCCGUUGGUCUCUCUCGAGGAGGCUGUUAAGCCUCUUAUUGACAUUGUACCUGAAGUCGAACGAAUGGUUUUCACAGUUAUGCCAAAUUGUCAGAACUCAUCCGAUGGUCUCUCGACUGACGAGUCCGCUUCGAUCAUGAUCUAUUCUUUGGAUUGGAAUCCACACGAAACAUCAUUCUAUAUGAUUCUCAACAAAAUACUACGUGGUGGAAAUCGAGACUUAUUACGACCUUGGUUUCUAUACUUAAAACUAGUACUUACUGCUCUUUCGAAAAUACCAUCUAAACGUCUUGUUCUUCAUCGUGGAGUCAAAAAGGAUUUCAGUGCGAGUUAUCAUCAGGGGGAAAUAAUCGUCUGGUGGGGAUUUUCUUCUUGCACGUCAUCGAUUCAUGUUCUCAAAAAUGACGAAUUUUUGGGCGAGAGUGGCACGCGUACAUUGUUUAGCAUUGAUUGCCAUUCUGGAAAAGACAUUCAGCAGUAUUCCAUGUAUAAAACAGAAAACGAAAUCUUACUACUUCCUGCCCGUCAAUUCAAAGUUAUAUCGAGUUUGAAUGUGGGCAAUGGUUUGCAUAUUAUUCAUAUAGAAGAGAUUGAUCCAGUAUCUCCUUUACUUGCACCUCCGUCCGCAAGUAUUGCAUUUACGUCACCGAAGUCAUCACUAUGGAUCUCAUCAAUAAAACCGCAGAAUUCUGAGCAUGAUCAAAAUGCUAAGCUCGAACAAAUCAUAUACAAAUGUCAAUCAGGCAGGAUAAAUUUAAAGGGAGAACGAUUAAAUGAUCAAGGCAUGGCAAUCGUCGUUAGACAGGGUAUUAUUGGCAAACAAUGCAUAAAACUCGAUUUGAUGAAUAACGAAGUUACACCGGGUAGUGUCGCGAUUCUUAUAGAUGCAUUACGGAAUAAUACGUGCUUGGAAGAACUGAAUAUUACAAGUAGUAGUAUAUCUGAUUCGGAUAUUCGUUUGCUGGCAUCAGUGGCCAACAGUUCGAUUCUGAAACGAAUUGACCUCGAAGAUAACGACAUAUCUGAUGAGGGUGCAAGAUAUCUAGCAGACAUGCUUGAAACGAAUACAAAAUUGCUUCGAUUAUCAUUAAUUAAAAAUCAUAUAAGCAGUCGUGGUGUGAAUAUGUUAGCCAAUGCUCUUACAAGUAGCAACACGAAUCUCGAAGUUUUAAAUCUAAGUGCAAAUGCCGAUGUGGAUGAUGAAAGUAUCGCUUCAGUUGUGAAUAUGAUGGAGCAUAAUCGAUCAUUAAAAAAGCUCGAUUUGCGCCAUUGCGAUCUUUCAGAUGAUGGUAAAGCAAAACUUCGAACAGCAGCCAAGUCGAAAAAAGGAUUCGAGUUGUGGCUCUAG
Messenger RNA from Rotaria socialis, 1446 nucleotides. The record is from the annotation of a GenBank genome assembly. Lineage: Eukaryota; Metazoa; Rotifera; Eurotatoria; Philodinida; Philodinidae.